This is a messenger RNA of Pestalotiopsis fici W106-1, 1764 nucleotides long. RefSeq lists its product as uncharacterized. Bases 1 to 1764 code for a protein of 587 amino acids. Gene Ontology annotation, cellular component: nucleus. The record is from RefSeq and is a predicted model, not a curated record. Gene Ontology annotation, biological process: mRNA processing. Gene Ontology annotation, molecular function: RNA binding. The transcript is spliced from 3 exons. Lineage: Eukaryota; Fungi; Ascomycota; Sordariomycetes; Amphisphaeriales; Sporocadaceae.
AUGUCAGCUCUCGACGUUGAAGCUCUCCUCGAUGCCACAGCCACCAAGGAUGAGACACCAGAAUCCAAGUCCAGAGAGCCCGAUGAUCGAUUGAAGACAGACCGUGCCGACCGCCGUGACCGCGACCGCGCACGCGACGACAGCCGCGAUCGCGACCACGAUCGCAAGCGCCGAGACCGAAGUACUGACCGUGCCCGUCGUGAUCGCGGUUCCGACCGGGAAGCUACCCCUCGCAGUGAUGCAGGUAGCCACAAGAGUAGGCGUAGAAGUCGAAGUCGCGAUGAUGAUCGCCGUCACUCACGACGUCACAGAGGAGGCGACGGUGACUACUACCGUGGAGGCCGAGGAGGAGGAGGAGGAGGAGGAGGAGGCCGGGAUCGCUCCAGAUCCCGCUCCCCGAACCGCUACUACCGCCCUAGGGAUGAGCGCCGCGACCGUGAGGACCGCUCGCACCGUAGCAAGGAUGACGAUCGUUUCCGUGGUGGCCGCACUCCCAAGAGAGAUGCUACUCCUCAGCUGACCGAAGAUGAGCGUGAUCGCAGAACCGUUUUUGUACAGCAGCUGGCUGCUCGUCUUCGUACCAAGGAGCUCAAGGAGUUUUUCGAAAAGGUUGGCCCGGUCAACGAGGCGCAGAUUGUCAAGGAUCGUAUCAGUGGCAGAUCGAAAGGUGUCGGCUAUGUCGAGUUCAAGAACGAAGAUUCCGUCACUGCUGCUCUUCAGCUUACAGGUCAAAAACUACUAGGUAUUCCGGUCAUUGUUCAGCUUACCGAAGCUGAGAAGAACCGCCAAGUCCGCACGACAGACAGCUCUGGCACCCAUGCCAACUCCAUUCCUUUCCAUCGCCUUUAUGUCGGCAACAUCCACUUCAGUAUCACAGAGCAAGAUCUGCAGAAUGUGUUUGAGCCAUUUGGCGAGCUUGAGUUUGUUCAGCUUCAGAAAGAUGAUAACGGCCGCAGCCGCGGCUAUGGAUUUGUACAGUUUCGUGAAGCUGAUCAGGCUCGUGAAGCUCUAGAGAAAAUGAACGGUUUCGACUUGGCAGGUCGUCCGAUCCGUGUCGGACUUGGCAACGAUAAGUUCACCCCCGAAUCAACUGCCAAUCUCCUACAGAGAUUCCAGGGACAGAACCAACCAUACCAGGGAUCUGCAUUUUCUGGCGCUGGCGGCCGUGGCCAGCAAGCAUCCGGCUUUGACAGAGCCGGCGGCCGGGAUAACGACAAGGCCACCGGAGCCAGCGCCUUGGACGAUACCGACGUGGGUGGCGUCAAUUUCAACAACUACAGCCGUGACGCUUUGAUGCGUAAGCUCGCCAGAACUGAUGAUGCUCCUAACGGUGGUCGCGACGAGAGACAGAUCCUCAAACCAAAGACCGAGACCAAGCCAUUGCCCGUCAACGUCAACAUGGCAAGUCGUUGUGUUGUUUUGCACAACAUGUUUGAUCCCGCUGAGUACGCCAAGUCCCUCCCCUACACCUGUCUCGAUUACUCGAUUGCUAACACACAUUCUAGGGAAGAAGGUGAAACUUGGGUCAAGGAACUGGAGGAUGACGUUAGACAGGAAGCCGAGGAAAAGUAUGGCCAUGUGGUCCAUAUCUCGCUAGACCCGAAUUCGCAGGGCGACAUUUACCUCAAGUUCGACAAGGUUCAAGGAGGCGAAAAUGCCAUCAAGGGUUUGAACGGUCGCUAUUUUGGAGGACGCAUGAUCAGCGCUGCACCUGUUGUGGAUGCCGUCUACAGCAGUUUGUUUUCUCGCACCAAGGCUAUCUAA